This is a messenger RNA of Zingiber officinale, 706 nucleotides long. RefSeq names its product protein GLUTAMINE DUMPER 2-like. Gene Ontology annotation, biological process: regulation of amino acid export. NCBI's taxonomy places the organism in Eukaryota, Viridiplantae, Streptophyta, Magnoliopsida, Zingiberales, Zingiberaceae. The record is from RefSeq and is a predicted model, not a curated record. The transcript has a single exon. The coding region runs from base 71 to 559 and encodes 162 amino acids.
CUAUUUCUCCUAUCGACUCCUCUCAUUCCCUCAUCGACUCACCGCCCCGUCGCAUACGACACACGGCAACAUGCGGACGCCCGCAGGUUUCACUGCCGACGGCGACGGCGACCCCUCCUCCGCUGCCUCCCUUCUAUCCUCGCCUCCCUCCUCCUCCGCUGCCGCCCCCGGAGGGCCCCACUCACCGUGGCACUCGCCCGUGCCGUACCUCUUUGGCGGCCUCGCUGCCAUGCUCGGUCUCAUCGCCGUCGCCCUCCUCAUCCUCACCUGCUCCUUCUGGCAGCUCUCCAGCUACCUCGAUGCCGGCGAGCCCGACCCCGACCCCGACGCUGCCGACGGCGGCGGCGACCCCCCCUCUGCUGACCACCGGAAGCCCGGCACCGCCGUCCCUGCUCUCCUCGAGGAGCGCUUCCUCGUCAUCAUGCCCGGCGACGACGCCCCCACCGUCCUCGCCAUCCCCAUUUCCAAACCUCCCUCCGCCGCCUCCUCCACCCCCUCCUCCGCCCUCUCCGCCGCCGCCGCGGCCACCGACCAGGACGUCCGACAACCUUCCUCCUGACCGAAGGCGACGGGCUGCCCGCAUAUGAUGUUACUUGUUCUAUCGCAUAGUCAGAAAAUAUAUAAAUUUCUAAAUUAUUCGAAUUUUUUUUUCAAUGAUUCUUUCCCUCAAAGUUUAAUUAAAAUUCGAUAACAAUAAUUUCGAUAA